AUGGGUAUUGACUGGAUUGUAGGUUGGUUUUUCACUUUCUUUGGUCUGUUAGGAAACACCUGGAUUAUUUUCAUCAUCGCUAAAAGAAGAAGGCUACAAACGACUACAAACUGGUUCAUCCUUUCCUUGGCGGUGGCCGAUCUGGGUGUUACUUACGGAUAUUUUCCAGCGUCCAUGAUCUGCAAUGUGCUUGUGGAUACAUGCAACAACGGCCUUCGCCUCAUAUUCGCGAACUUUUUCAGUGAAGUUUCUGUCACUUGCUUGAUCGCUAUGAUUGGUGAACGCUAUAUCGCUAUCGUACAUUCGUUGAGAUACAUCCAUUACCUGACCACUUCUAGGGCAGUCACCGUUAUCACGAUCUGCUGGGCAUUUCCUUUUCUUUUAGCCAUUUUCCGGCUUAUGGUCUAUCUUGGCAGCGGUGAGGAUUUAAUCGCAGAAACGCCUGUAUUCGCUUUCAUUCACAUCAUGCUUUUCCUAUUCCUACCAACAAUAUUUCUUUUCGCAGCACAUCUCCAUAUCCUAUUAAUUGCUCGCAAACUCUCUCGUGAGAUGAAAGUUCUUUUGAAACAGGUGAGAUUUAACGUAGCAGCAAACUCGGUGAAAAUAAUGGAGGUUAGAAAUGUAGGAUUAAAAACAUCCACAGUCAGGCUGGUAACUGUGCUUGUUAUCAUAUGUAUGGCGUUUUACGGAAUAGAUAUCCAUCUGUCGAUAUGCUUUUAUUUUAAUCUCUGUGAUGAGUCCUAUUAUGAAACAGUGGCAGCUGAAAUGCUCCUCUUGACCAAUUCUACGUUGAACCCUCUUGUGUACGCUUUUCUCAAAGAA
Pocillopora meandrina is the source of this 822-nucleotide messenger RNA. NCBI's taxonomy places the organism in Eukaryota, Metazoa, Cnidaria, Anthozoa, Scleractinia, Pocilloporidae. The record is from the annotation of a GenBank genome assembly.